Molecule: messenger RNA, 1560 nt
Organism: Onthophagus taurus
Lineage: Eukaryota; Metazoa; Arthropoda; Insecta; Coleoptera; Scarabaeidae
Gene: GatA
Product: glutamyl-tRNA(Gln) amidotransferase subunit A, mitochondrial
Biological process (GO): mitochondrial translation; glutaminyl-tRNAGln biosynthesis via transamidation
Cellular component (GO): mitochondrion; glutamyl-tRNA(Gln) amidotransferase complex
Molecular function (GO): glutaminyl-tRNA synthase (glutamine-hydrolyzing) activity
Source: RefSeq, a predicted model, not a curated record
UACCAACCUUUAAAAUUGAAAUACACCAAAUAACAACAAUCAGCUUAUUAAUUAUUUUAAUUUUCAAAUGGACAAAGUAUUAUCAUUAAAUAUCCGAUUAGUCAACAAACUCCUAAAAGAUAACGCCUUAACCUCAACGCAUCUAACCUCAAAAUGCUUAGAAAGAAUUAAUAAUACAAAAAAGUAUAAUGCUUUUAUUACUGUAACUUCAGAUUUAGCAAAAAAACAUGCGGACGAAUCGACGGAGCGAUAUAAAGAGAAUAAAUCUCUAUCUGAAAUUGAUGGAAUCACAAUUGCGAUUAAAGAUAAUUUUUGUACUGAAGCCAUUAGGACUUCUUGUGCAUCAAAAAUGCUCGAGAAAUUUAUACCUACCUAUAACGCAACGAUUUACGAACGAUUAAAAAAUGCUGGUGCGGUUUUAGUUGGGAAAACAAACUUGGAUCAAUUUGCGAUGGGUUCUGGAACUGUCGAUUCAAUUUAUGGUCCUACAAAAAAUAUUUGGGGCGAUGAAAAAGAUUGCUAUAUAACUGGAGGGAGUAGUGGGGGUAGCGCAAUAGCUGUAGCAACAGGAAGUUGUUUUGCUGGAAUAGGUUCAGAUACAGGGGGUUCAACGCGAAAUCCAGCUUCUUAUUGUGGUUUAGUUGGUUUAAAACCCACAUAUGGUUUAGUUUCAAGACUUGGAUUAAUCCCUUUGGUUAAUUCGAUGGAUGUGCCAGGUAUUUUAACAAGAAAUGUUGAUGAUUGCGUGUCAAUUCUUAAUGAAGUAGCUGGACAUGAUCCAAAAGAUUCAACAUCUUUGAGAAAUCCUUAUAAAAAAAUUAGAUUACCACCGGGUGAUAAAAUGACAAUAAAAAACCUUAAAAUUGGUAUACCUAGAGAAUAUCAUUGUGAAGGACUCUCUGAUGAAGUUUUAGAAACGUGGAAUGAAAUUGCUUGUUGUUUAGAAAAUGCUGGGGCAAUAAUAAAAGAUGUUUCUUUACCAAAUACAGAGUACAGCAUAGUUUGUUACUCAAUUUUAAAUCAAUGCGAAGUUGCGAGUAAUAUGGCUCGUUAUGAUGGAGUUGAAUUCGGUUUUAGAGCUGAUGAGAACACAUCGACUGAAAAAUUAUAUGCUAAAACGAGGAGUUUGGGUUUCAAUGAAGUCGUUCGUAAUCGGAUUUUAACAGGAAAUUAUUUUUUGUUGACUAGAAAUUAUGAAAAAUAUUUUAAUCAAGCUUUAAAAGUGAGGAGGUUGAUUUCUGAAGAUUUUGAUCAUGUUUGGGAGAGUGUUCAGAUCUUAUUGACACCAACAACUUUGAGUACAGCUCCAAAAUACAACGAUUUUAUAGGAAAAACUAACAGAGAUCAAUGUGCAGUACAAGAUUAUUGUACUCAACCUGCCAAUAUGGCCGGAAUUCCCGCUGUUUCAAUUCCCAUAAAACUAUCGAAAAAUAAUUUACCAAUUAGUUUACAAUUAAUGGGUAGAAAUCUAAGUGAACCUAUGCUGCUAGCAGUUGCUAAGUUUAUUGAACACAUUGUACAAUUUUCUCAUUAUACGAAAUAUAUUAAAAUUUAAAUAUU